AGCGAAGGCGCGCUCCGUUUCUCGGCGCGCGCUCGCCUGGUCUGGGUCCCGGCGGAGGCGGCGGGACCCGGGCGGCCGGACUUUGCGGCCGGGGUGGCCGGGCGGCAUGGAGGGGCCGCUGGACUCCGCGGCCGGGGACGUCUCCCUGCACAACUUCAGCGCCAGGCUGUGGGAGCAGCUCGUCCACUUCCACGUCAUGCGGCUGACGGACUCGCUCUUCCUGUGGGUGGGCGCCACCCCGCACCUGCGCAACCUCGCCGUGGCCAUGUGCAGCCGCUACGACUCCAUCCCCGUGUCCACCUCCCUGCUUGGAGACACUUCUGACACGACUUCUACUGGCCUUGCCCAGCGCCUAGCCAGGAAGACCAACAAACAGGUGUUUGUCAGCUACAACCUUCAAAACACAGACAGUAACUUCGCAUUACUUGUAGAAAACAGGAUCAAAGAAGAAAUGGAGACUUUUCCAGAAAAGUUCUAGCUGAGUGGCAGAAGUGAGAAUUUGUAACUUGUGUACAAUAUACAUUUAAAUAAAUGGAUUGGAUUUCAUUUUGCCAUCA
Messenger RNA from Lemur catta (Ring-tailed lemur), 557 nucleotides. RefSeq names its product proteasome assembly chaperone 4 (gene PSMG4). NCBI's taxonomy places the organism in Eukaryota, Metazoa, Chordata, Mammalia, Primates, Lemuridae. Gene Ontology annotation, biological process: proteasome assembly. The transcript has 3 exons. The coding region runs from base 107 to 478 and encodes 123 amino acids. The record is from RefSeq and is a predicted model, not a curated record.